This is a messenger RNA of Setaria italica (foxtail millet), 2674 nucleotides long. Its product is annotated as protein ZINC INDUCED FACILITATOR-LIKE 1. Gene Ontology annotation, molecular function: transmembrane transporter activity. Gene Ontology annotation, biological process: transmembrane transport. Bases 958 to 2424 code for a protein of 488 amino acids. The record is from RefSeq and is a predicted model, not a curated record. NCBI's taxonomy places the organism in Eukaryota, Viridiplantae, Streptophyta, Magnoliopsida, Poales, Poaceae. The transcript has 17 exons.
UUUUCUUGUGGCUAGUUCUUUUGUGUUUUUUUUUCCUUUUCUUUUGCUAUGAUCAUGACGAGAGUUGCCAACUCCAACACCGUAGCUGCUGUUGCCAUCACUGCAUCACUUUAGCGAUCAGCCAUUUGUGUAAAAGCCUUCAGCGCUGCGAAAUUACGUUUUCGUCAAGACGAAAUACAGAGAGGCGUGUACUGAUCAAAUAAAAUAGGCACAGGAGGCAUAAAUGAUGAUGAUGAUUAAGCAGCCAUCCAUCCAUGGGGAAAUAGAAAAAUGAGCAUAGGCCCGACUCCUACUUCUCUUGGCCCAGCCCAUAUACCAGCAGUUAAAUAAUAGGCCUGCUGAGGCCCAUUCUAUCCACACAAUAGGAACCUCCGCGAAUCUUCUUCUUCUUCUGCGACGCAAUUACGCAAUCCUUCCUCCGUUCCCAUCCAGGCAGAGGAGAGGGGGCAGGGCAGCCAUCCAUUCGUCUCUCUCUCUCUCUCUCUCUCUCUCUCUCUCUCUCUCUCUCUCUCUCUCUGUUUUUUUUUUUUGGGGUUCCGGCGCCCGUGAAGCGAUGCCAAUGCCCUGCAACGCGUGGUUGGAUUGGAUUGGAAGCAGUUCCGUUUGGCGCCACGUCCAAUGUGAGCCGGACGAGGUGCAACUAGUGUUGGCUUCGUCUUCCUCGUCCUCCCCUUCAAUUCCCCAAGAUGGGAACGCCGCCAUAGACGAACGGCUCUCGCAUUGGGCAAUACUAAUUGCCCCCAGCAUUGGGCACGGCAGGGCGAAAGGACACAUCUUUGGCGACUUCGGUGGCCACCUGCCAGCGCUGGAAGGAUUGGCUUUUGCCUUCCUUGAUUCGCUUCUUCUGGCCGAGAGCAGAGGCGCCAUUAAUUGCGCGUUCCCUGCUCCCAUCUCUGGUGCUGUUCUGAGCAAGCAUUGAGGGAGCCGGGUCAGCAAGGAAUUCGCUGGUUGCCGACAAUGGGGGAGGAAGCCACUUCGCCGUUGCUCAGGGUCAAGGAGGAGUACCACCCGGGGUGCCCAGGCUGCGCUUACGACCGGAGGAAGGACCUCCUCAGGGGGAUGCCGUACAAGGAGUUCCUCUAUGUCUGGAUGAUUUCUCUCACGGCCGCUUUACCAAUAUCAUCGCUGUUCCCCUUCUUGUAUUUUAUGAUAAGAGACUUGAAUGUUGCUAAAAGAACAGAAGAUAUCGGCUUCUAUGCUGGUUUCGUAGGUGCUUCAUUUAUGUUUGGUAGAUGCUUGACUUCAACAGCUUGGGGAAUAGCGGCAGACCGUAUUGGGAGAAAACCAGUUGUUAUAUUCGGCAUUUUCUCCGUGGUUGUGUUCAAUACUUUGUUUGGGCUUAGUGUCACCUAUUGGAUGGCAAUUGCUACACGAUUUUUGCUUGGUGCUUUAAAUGGUCUACUUGGACCAAUUAAGGCUUAUGCCAUUGAAGUUUGCCGACCAGAACAUGAAGCUCUAGCAUUAUCACUUGUCAGCACAGCAUGGGGAAUAGGUCUCAUCAUUGGUCCUGCUCUAGGAGGCUACCUUGCACUGCCUGCAGAAAAUUUUCCAAAUGUCUUUUCACCUGAAUCACUCUUUGGAAGGUUCCCGUAUUUCUUACCAUGCUUAUGCACGUCAGUCUUUGCUGCUGCUGUUCUCAUAAGCUGCAUAUGGAUGCCGGAGACUUUGCACAAGCAUAAAGGUAGUGAAAAUGAAAACCAGAGCAUUGAAGCUUUGGAGGCUCAUCUGAUUGAUCCAAAAGAAAAGGUUGAAGAAAGUGGAAGUUUGAAUACCAAGAAGAGCUUAUUCAAGAAUUGGCCAUUGAUGUCAUCAAUAGUUAUCUAUUGCAUCUUCUCCUUCCAUGACAUGGCUUACACAGAGGUGUUCUCUCUAUGGGCUGAAAGUGACAAGAAGUAUGGUGGACUCAGCUUAUCGUCCGAGGAUGUAGGUCAAGUGCUUGCAGUUACAGGUGCCAGUCUUCUUGUAUAUCAACUGUUCCUGUACCCUCGUAUCAAUAAAGUUCUUGGGCCUAUCAAUUCUUCUCGGAUUGCAGCUAUCCUGUGCAUACCUAUCCUCUUUGCCUACCCCUAUAUGACAUACCUGUCAGAACCUGGAUUAUCAAUCGUUCUCAAUGUUGCAUCAGUGAUAAAAAAUAAUCUUGCUGUUACCAUCAUUACGGGCACUUUCAUCCUUCAAAAUAAUGCUGUGCCUCAGGACCAAAGAGGAGCUGCAAAUGGAUUGUCCAUGACAGGAAUGUCGUUUUUCAAGGCAGUUGCUCCAGCAGGAGCUGGUAUUGUGUUCUCGUGGGCACAGAAACGGCAGCAUGGUUUCUUCUUUCCAGGUGAUCAGAUGGUGUUCUUUCUUCUGAAUGUGAUUGAGUUACUCGGACUUAUUCUCACAUUCAAACCCUUUUUGGCUGUGCCAGAGCAAUAUAAUAGAAAUUAAAAACUCAAUUUGUGGAAGUUUAGGAAUAUUCAAAUAGAGUCCUGCACCCAUGAGGUAAAGGGCAUAAUGCCCUUCCACCAGGUGGAAACUGAGAGAGGAAAAUGGAAAAGUCACGCACCCGUGAGGUAAAGGGCAUAAUGCCCUUCCACCAGGAGGAACCUGAAAGAGGAAAAUGGAGAUUUUUGCGUGUAACUGUAAGUGCUAUUAUGUAACUGCAGCAUUUUAGUGGAGGAAAUGCAUAAUUGGUAAA